CGAUACCUCCAAAGGGCUGUUUAAUCCACCCUCACCACUACGAAAUAAGCACUAGUAAAAUGUGGGUGAACUCUGCGAAACAAUUGAGGCAUUUUCGUUAUACCAGUUUUCGAACAUGUUCUCAAAAUCAACCAUCUAUUCCCUUAAUAAAGACAAACGAAAUUCCUGGACCCAACACAAAAGAGAAGAUUUGUCAGUUGCAACAGACCCAGCAAGCCGGUUCUGUGCAAUUAUUCGUUGACUAUAAAAAUUCUAGUGGAAAUUAUUUGGCAGAUGUUGAUGGGAAUCUGUUCCUAGAUGUUUACACCCAAAUAUCAUCAGUUCCUCUGGGUUACAACCAUCCUGAACUGUUAAAAGUAUUUCAAAAUGAAGACAACAUUAAAACUUUGAUCAACCGUCCGGCUUUAGGAGUUUUCCCUGGACAUGACUGGCCUGAAAAAUUAGAAAAUAUUAUCAAAUCAGUUUCUCCCUCACCACAACUAAACAAUUUGACAACAAUGAUGUGUGGGGCUUGCAGUAAUGAAAGCGCCUUCAAAAACGUUUUCAUAGCUUACCAAAACCGUCUUCGAAACGGCAGAGACUUCACACAACAAGAAAUUGAUUCCUGUAUGGUGAAUGCCCUACCAGGUUCUCCAAAGCUAACAAUCCUUUCGUUCUAUGGCGCGUUCCAUGGUAGAACUUUAGGAACCUUGACAACUACGCAUUCGAAAGCAAUUCACAAACUAGAUAUGCCGGCUUUUGACUGGCCCAUGGCAAAGUUUCCGGAGUACAAAUACCCAUUAGAUGAGCACGAAAGGGAUAACAAUGAGGAAGAUGGAAAAUGUUUAGCUGAAGUGGAGGAACUCUUCCACAAAUACCAAGAAAAAGGUACGCCAGUUGCAGGAGUAAUUGUGGAACCGAUACAAUCGGAAGGGGGGGACAACGAAGCUUCACCAGAAUUCUUUCAAAAAUUACAACAGAUCUGCAAGAAAAACUCGGCAUAUUUAAUAAUGGACGAAGUGCAAACUGGUGGCGGACCGACCGGCAAGUUUUGGUGUCACGAACAUUUCAAUUUAGAAACUCCUCCCGAUGUUGUGACUUUCAGCAAAAAAAUGCAACUUGGAGGAUACUUUCACUCCGAUGAACUGAAACCCGCGCUACCUUUCAGAGUUUUCAACACUUGGAUGGGAGAUCCGAGUAAAAUGCUGAUUCUGGAAGCAAUUUUGAACGUGAUAAAGAAGGAAAAUUUGUUAGAAAAUGUUGAGAAAACUGGACAAUACCUAAAGUGUGGACUUUUGGAUAUCGAGAAAGAGUUCUACGACAUAUUGGACUCCACCAGAGGAAGAGGAACAUUUUUGGCAAUAAACGCUAGUGACGGCAAACUCAGGGAUCAAAUCUUGAACAAUUUGAAACGAAAAGGGGUGCAAGGUGGAGGUUGCGGCUUAAGGUCAAUUCGUUUAAGGCCAGCAUUAAUUUUUAAAAAGAAUCACGCAGAUAUAUUUUUGGACAAAUUCAGGGACACUGUGAGGGAAUUAAAGAAUAAUUCCAAGAAGUAAUUCUAUUUUCAGAACUGCUUCCGGUUUUCCCCUUUAAGUACAAAAAAGAGGUUUUCCUUAGUAAAGAAGUCUUCCAUUUUUUAUAGUUAUAUUAAUAUAUGUAUAUUGAUUGAUGUUAAUGUACGCUACUUUUAUUACUGAUAAAAUAUAUGUUGGGACACUUGGUGAAUUGCAAUUAUUGCAAUGUUUACAAAACAUAUCCUUGCUUUAUUUGAACUUGAUAAUAAAUGUUUAAUGUUAAUUAUUGAUUGGAAUAAAUGUAUUAUAUGAC
Messenger RNA from Aethina tumida (small hive beetle), 1806 nucleotides. RefSeq names its product 4-aminobutyrate aminotransferase, mitochondrial-like. The record is from RefSeq and is a predicted model, not a curated record. Bases 60 to 1535 code for a protein of 491 amino acids. Gene Ontology annotation, molecular function: pyridoxal phosphate binding. Gene Ontology annotation, biological process: GABA catabolic process. Lineage: Eukaryota; Metazoa; Arthropoda; Insecta; Coleoptera; Nitidulidae. The transcript is spliced from 9 exons. Gene Ontology annotation, cellular component: mitochondrion.